Molecule: messenger RNA, 679 nt
Organism: Lutzomyia longipalpis
Lineage: Eukaryota; Metazoa; Arthropoda; Insecta; Diptera; Psychodidae
Gene: Trs20
Product: probable trafficking protein particle complex subunit 2
Exons: 2
Coding region: 85-507 (140 amino acids)
Biological process (GO): endoplasmic reticulum to Golgi vesicle-mediated transport
Cellular component (GO): cytoplasm; nucleus; TRAPP complex
Source: RefSeq, a predicted model, not a curated record
UCCCAAAGUGUCAAAAUUCUGGCCAGGAAGUUUGGAAUUUUUCAAUAAUUUUCGUUCUCUUCGGUGAAUUCUUGACGAGAAAAAAUGUCCUGCAACUACUAUUUUGCAAUUGUGGGUCACAAUGAUAAUCCCGUAUUCGAGAUGGAGUUUGCAAAUUCCAAUAAAGAGCAAAAGAAGGAGGAUCAUCGACACUUGAAUCAAUUCAUCGCCCAUGCUGCCCUGGAUCUUGUGGAUGAGCACAAAUGGAAGACAAACAACAUGUACAUCAAAUCAAUUGAUAAAUUCAAUCAAUGGUUCGUGUCUGCCUUCGUCACGGCCAGCCAUAUGCGCUUCAUCAUGGUACACGACACCAGGAAUGACGAGGGGAUCAAGACAUUCUUCAUGGAGAUGUACGAGACCUACAUUAAGCACUCAAUGAAUCCCUUCUACGCCAAGAAUACUCCCAUUCGGUCGGCAACGUUUGACAAGAAAGCACAACUAUUUGGACGGAAGUACCUUGUUUCCUGAGGCCUUGGGGAACUCAUAAGCUUCUAAAUUAUUCAUCUCCCUGUGAUCUCUUGGCGCGCACGAUUGAAAGAGGAAAAGAGAAGAGAAAAUCUCUGUUUUGGGACUCUGGAACUCCAAGCGGAAUUUAUUGAACAUGCUCGCGCUAUUUCAAAUAAAUACACAUUUUCUUUUA